CACCGAGACUCUCGUGCAUCAUUUCACUCACAUACGGACCACAUCCAUUCCAUCCAUCGAUCGUCUCAGCCAACCGUCUACAGCCAGGCAGGCAGCAUGUCUGUCUACCUAUCUACCUACCUGCGGCCUGCCUGCAUCGCCCUUAUCUGCCCUAUGCGCUGCAGCACCUUGCUCUCCAGCGCUGUCAGCCGGUCGAUCUCAGCCCUGAUCUGCUCGGCCGACGUACACAACGACGAGACGUCAUCGGUCUCCAACACGCUCCCAGACAUCCUGAAGAGAGAGAGAGGGAGGGGAGGAGAACACAUGGAUGGAUGGUCGGUGUGGUGGGCGAGGGCGACUGACUCCUUCCUUACUCACCUGUUUGGCGCAUGUUGUCUGAGUGUGUCGAGCUGCCGCUGCAGCUGCUCUAUCACACGCUGCUGCCGGGCAUACUCCUGCUCACGACUGCACACACACACACACACACACACACACACGAACACCGACACACAUAAACCAUCGACGUGCUUUCGUCGAUCGGCCGGUCUACCUUUUGGAUGUGCCGCUCGGUGGCUCUUGCUGACGGGGUGCGAUGCCCUCCCCUACCGGGUAAAACAGGUGGCCGUUGUGCCAUUCCGCAUGGCCGUCUGCAGGUGGGGGCGGCACAGACGAGCCCUCUGUUUGAGAGGUGCUGCCGGACGCCCUGACACACGCACACACACACACAUACACACACAAAUCGCCCAUCCAUCCAUCCAUCCAUCCAUUCAUGUAGUGACCUGCUCUGCUGCACUUGGCUGUCCGCUGCGUUGCCGCUGCCCUCCCCUGCUGUCUGCCUGUGCUGGCCACGGCGUCUGCUGCGAUAAGUCCAGUCGCCCUCGUCAAGGCUGCACCCACACAGCCACAUGAAUACCUCUUCUCCCCUCUGUGUGCACAUGGCGUGGCACAGUGUGACACACUGACCUCUGUUCGAUCCCCUCCUCUGUCCUGAAUGAGCUCCCCAAACUCGACGGCCGAUGCGCAUCGGCAGCGUCAGCAGCGGCAGAUGGAAUGGCAGAGUCCACCCCACCAGCAGCUGCCGAAGGUGUCGCCUCUGUCGCCUCUGCUGCCUCGACUCCACCACCACCACCAGCAGCUGACGGCUCCACCUUCCCACCCCCUCCGCUACCACCGCCUUUGUUCUUCCUUUUUUUCUUCUUUUUGCCCCCUGCCGCCGUUGCAGGCUGCUGCUGCUGCUGCUGCCCCGCACCGUCGUCCGAGUCGCUGACGGCGUCACCGAGCGAGAGCAGCAGCUCCUUGUCGCGCCGGCGGGCCUCCUCCUGAUCCUCCUCAUGAUGUUUGUCGACCUGCGAUGAUGGCGACGGGCCCUCCCCCGCCGGCCCGUCCUGGUGCUGCUGCUGGUGUUGCUGGUGGGCGCCCUUCUUCUGGUUGGUGCGCUUCUGUCGCUCGCGCAUGCGUUCGAUGAGCUGGGCCUUUCGCUCCUUGGCCGACUGCUUGGCGUGAAGGGGCGGCAGGCCGGCGACCUCUCGGGCAACAUCCUCUGAAUGAACAGAGGCAAGACAUGACAGGCAACAGACACACGGAUGGACUGAUGGACGGAGGCAUCGAAAGGGUCAUCGCAUCAUGCUCAUCAUCACCUUUGUCUUUGAGUCGUGUUUCGUGCAUCGCCUGGAUGGCUGCAAACUUUUCCUUGGCCUGCUUGAGCAUGAUCCUGGCGAGAGCCUCACUGGUGGGGUUGUCGCGCACGCUCGGAUCAGCCAGAGUGUCCUGCCUCACACACAUGCACCACAAGAACGUCACCUCCCCGCCGACGGGUUUCUCCCCUUGCCAGAGUCUACCUGGAACUGCGCCAUGAUCUGCCGCCGCAUCUCGAGCACCUUGCUGCUGGCCAGGACGAGGAGCUCCAUUGAUUUCAGCCGAUGGAUGGGCGGAAUGAACUGAUAAGAGGGGAACAAAGGAGAGACGCACACACAGACAGCAAAGGAUUCAUCGGAGUGUGAGUGUGUGUGUGGGUGGGGGCUCAUGGGAGGGAGGGUGGGUGAAGGCCGUUGGAGUGCCUUACCUCACUGUCGGUCAUGGUCUUGUUGACGGCGACGAAGGGAAUAUCGGUGGUCUCGCCACACGAAAAGUGGCGAUCAGGGCCAGCCUGAUACAUACACACAUACACACAGACAGGAGCAACACACGGCAAACAAUCAUGCUGGGUGCGGUGCCACUCUGUCUGCCGACACAGGUACCUGCUGCACUACUUUCUCCUGAGUGGAGUAGACACUCUCGGCGAUAACUCGCGGGCUGACGGCAUGGAAAGGCAACCUGCACCCAAUGACAAGACAAAGAUGGCGGAUAUCCAUAAGCUGCCUGCCCACGUGAUGCCUGGCUACCCUACCUCUUUUUCCACUUUUCCCCGCAGUCGAUGAAGGCGUCGGUCAUGAAAUCGACCAGGAUGGUGGCCUUUUUGCCCCUGGGCGCCACGGCGAUCGUCUGCGCGUCGUACCCCAGCCGCUGCAGGUGCUCGUCGUACUCCCCGCUGUCCAUCUGCUCCACCACCACAGGCAGCUGCUUUGCGAUCACGUCACGGUAGAUGGACAGCACGGCCUCGGUCGCCUUGGCACGCUGCCCCUCGUACUCGCGCGAGGAGAGCGCCUUGGUCUCUUCCUCCUUGUUGGCCUUGUGCGCCAGCAACAGAUUUAGUCGGACCUCAGCCAUCAACGCAAAGAGCUGCCGCUGACACACACACACACACACAGACAGACAGACAGAGAGGCCCAUGUGUCGUGCAGAAAGCGACCCUUCCUUUCAUCAAGUGCCCGUCUGUGCGUACCUUUCGCAGCUCGAAGACGUAUUGGCUCUCCUGCGGCUUGAGUCGCUUGGUCUUCCCCGACACCUCAGCAGCAGCGGCAGCAUCCACAGCCGGCUCGGGCACCUUCGGAUCAGUGGCCAGGAGCUCAUCCACGAAGGCCGCCUCCCGCUUCCUCAGCCGGUCUAGCCCGUCGGUGUCCGCACCCGUGAUGGCCUCCACCAGCCUUUUGCUGCGGUACACGUCAGCAGCGGAGCCCUUGGCGUAGCUCGGGCGCCACGCACUGGCGAGCACCCGGUCGGCGCACUUGUCGAGGAGGUCGCCGUUGAUGUCCGGAUCUGUGGCGAAGCCGGGGUACUUGGGGUAUCUCUGCUACUCGCAGAGAAUCUGAAACUCGGCCGUCAUCUGCUCGACGAUCGUCAGGGCGCCUCCGGGGGCGACGCCGAGCUUGCGCUUGGUUGCGAGCCGAAGGGGCUCCAUCUUCACACACACAGAGAGAAGAAUGAGAGAGUGAUGAGACCAGAGAUCGUUUCCGUGCUCACCUCUGAAGCGGCGAAAGGCGAGUACUCGGCAUCUUCAUCGAACGCCAGAUCGAUGAGUGUGUCGAGGGAUUUCUUGAUGACGCCCUUGAGCCGUGCCUCGUCAGCCACCGAACCCUUGGCCGUGGUCAGCAGGGCCACCAACACAGACACUACGGCGUCCCGCCCUCUCUCCUCUACGGUCUUUUGCCACUCGGCCCCACCAACCUGCCCCUUGUCCCUCUUUCUCCUGCCCCCCUUGCCGGCAGCCCUCUUGCCUCCUCCCGCCCCCCUGGCCCCUCCACUUGAUGGCGUGUCAUCCUCGGUGACGUCACCUUCAUCGUCAUCUGCAUCAGGGCGGGGUUUGCCGCAGAAGGUGCAGGUGGGGUCGUAACACGCUUGCUUGGGAGGGGCAGGGCCGGCGGCCGCUGCUGCCGAUGAUGAGGGCGAUGAAGGUUCGCCCAGGGGACUGGGAUGUAGUAGUUCCUCGAGGCCCAUGAAGGGCGACAUAUUCCGCAGAAACUGCAUGGCGGCCGCCCUCUUGGCGUCGUCUGAUGGCUCGUGCCCUUGGUCCUGCCGCGACUGGUUGGACGGCGCCGGCCGCUGUUUGGCAAAGACGCCCUUGAGCUUGUUUUCGAAGUCCUUGCUGAGCUUCUUGGGGCGCUCUGCAUCAGCCGGAGAUGCGCCACCGAAGCCGACAUCGAACUCCAGGCCAGGCAUGUCUGAGUAGUCCUCCUUAUCGUCACCAUCUUCAUCUGGCGCGCAGCUGCAGAGAUCUGUGUCUGUGUCUGUGUCUGUAUCUGUAUCCGUCAUCAGCGCUCGCCCACCUGACGUCCAUCCAGUGGUCGUCGUCCUCAUCGCUGGAGGCCGCGGCUUUCUGCUUUCUGCUUUUCGAACCUGCCGCUGCAGCUGCAGAGCUGCUCGACGGCUGCUGAUGCUUCUUCAUCCCCUUGCAGCGGUUUCAGGGAUCUUGAGCUCCC
Vitrella brassicaformis is the source of this 4274-nucleotide messenger RNA. The record is from the annotation of a GenBank genome assembly. NCBI's taxonomy places the organism in Eukaryota, Vitrellaceae.